Messenger RNA from Asparagus officinalis (garden asparagus), 1004 nucleotides. Its product is annotated as F-box/kelch-repeat protein At1g57790-like. The transcript has 3 exons. The record is from RefSeq and is a predicted model, not a curated record. Lineage: Eukaryota; Viridiplantae; Streptophyta; Magnoliopsida; Asparagales; Asparagaceae. Bases 291 to 911 code for a protein of 206 amino acids. Gene Ontology annotation, molecular function: protein binding.
UAACCUCGUCGCCGUUGGGCCUCGGACUCGAAAGUUGCAAGGAUUGUUUUGAUUUCAUCUCAAAAUGGCAAUAAUCAGCAAAGAAGAAAAGAUUGAUGAGGAAAAAUUCAGGUCAUGGACUGACAUCCCAACCGACAUGAUGGGUUUGAUUGUACAUAAUCUCCCCCUCGUGGAUCGAAUCCGACUCGGUUCAGUGUGCAAGAGUUGGAGGUGGGUCUCAGACUCUAUUUCAAUGCUGCUUUGAUGGCGUAUGCUUCUCGUCUGUGCCAACUAGUUCAGAUUUCAGGUUGAUGGGAGUAAGUGGUUCUCUUGUGAGAGAAUCUCAGGUUGACAUUUACGUGUGGCGACACGGAGAGGAUGAAUGGAGUCAAGAAGAGUUUGAGAGUAACCUCCCAUUUCAGGUGGGUUGCAACAACCCGGUGUUUCACGAAGGACUCUUCUAUUGCUUGGGUAGGGAAGGAAACCUCGGUGUUUAUAACCCUGAAGAGGAGACGUGGACCGUUCUUGAUAGGCCUAGGCCGUUGUUCUCAAGGAGGAGCAAUUGUUUGCAGGGUCAUGACUGCUUUCUGGUGGAGUCGGCGGAAAACAAGGAGCUCAUGUCUGUGUUUGUUUUCAACGAUGGGGAAAGGGUCACCGUGUCUAGACUCGACGAGUCGAAGAUGGCGUGGAGAAAUGUCGAUGACUUGGGAGAUGAGAUGAUAUUUGUGGAUGCGAGGAGCUCUAUUUCGGUAGUCUCUCCAUCAAAAGAGACGGGAAACAGGAUAUAUCUGCCAAGAUUUAGUGAUGGUGCUGCGUCCAGGAGGGGGGGAGGGGUGUACUACUCUCUGAAAACCAAGAAACUACAUACACAUGCUGAACGUGAUGCUGAACAAGUGCGGACAGAUUGCGUCUGGGUGAUGCCUUCCUUUUAGAUGCACUUGCUUUGCGCGUAGUCAAAUACUUAAUUUUGUUUGUUUUAGAUUUAUUUAUAAACUAUAACAUGGCUGCGAAAAAGUUUACGAUUA